CUAUUAUAUCGUGGCGUCCAUGUUGCUUCGGAAAGUUCGAAGAAGGAAAAAUACGCCAAAAUCGCAAGUUUAUCAACCCUUUUCCUGUGUUUCAAGAUCAGGUAAAAUAAAUAAAGAAGUUGUGUAUAUAAUUUCACGAUGUCGUUUCCUCCUUCAAUGAAUAGACCUCCAAUACCAAUGCCGCCACUUCCACCAGGAAUGCAGCCACCGCCAUUCGCAUCAUUUCCACCAUUGCCACCUGGAACCAUGCCGAUGUCAAUGUCAAUGAUACCUCCAGUUACAUCAAACGCUUCAUCACCAUCACCGUCAAGCAAUCUUCACAGACAGUCCUAUUCAAAUUCAGGAAGAAAGACUGAUUCAUCGUCAUCAACACACAUGAGAAGGUAUCAAAUGUUUGGUAGAAAGAAUUACAUGCAGCCGAGUAGAGUAGCAAGCACCUAUAGAAAAUAUGAUAGAGAUGAUGAUGAUGAUGACAAACGGGAUGAUGAUGAUCCAAAUAAACCAAAGACGACAGUUUUUGUGGGUAAUAUAUCCGAGAGAGCUUCAGACAUGAUGAUCAGGCAGAUGUUAAAUAAAUGUGGUGCAAUUGUAAGCUGGAAAAGAGUUCAGGGUGCGUCGGGUAAACUGCAAGCAUUUGGAUUUUGUGAAUAUGCCGACCCAGAAGCUAGUUUACGAGCCAUGAGGCUACUACAUGACUGGCAGAUAGCAAACAAGAAAUUAGUGGUAAAAGUAGAUGCCAAGACUCGAGCAUUAUUAGAUGAUUAUUUAGCAAAGAAAAAAAAUGAUGAUGAUGAUGACGACGACAACGAUACUAAGAGUGCAGAAGACAUUCAUGAUCAUGAUAUGAUGAAAAAAGAUAGAAUUUAUAAAAUGCAGCUGGACACUGUCAUGAAGGAAUAUGCUUCUGAAAUCAAUAAAGCCUCUUUGGAUGAUGAUGGUGAUGGAUCACAAAAGAAAAGGAAAAUGAAAGAAAAGGAUAAAAAAGAAGACGAGAAAAUUGAUGACAUGGAGAUGGAUGAAGACAAGAAAAAUUUAAUAUCACGUGAAAUCCGUACAUUUCGGGAUUCACAUAAGAAUGAAGAUGAGAGGGAAAAAGAAAGAGAAAGGGAACGAGAGCGUGAAAGAGAGCGUCGAGAACGAGAAAGACGUGAACGGGAAAAAACUAUUGAAAAGGCCAGAGAAAGAGAAAGGCUACGGGACAAACCAAAAAAAAGGGAAAAGGAUAAGAUCUCUGAAAGAGCAGCUUGUUCUCUGAUAAAAAUGUACUUUUCUGAAAUACAUGCAUGUAUGUCUCUGUCUUGUUUAUCUGCAUGUUUCAUACAUCUGUCUCGAUUCAUGUUUCAGCAACUCAAACAGUGGGAAACAAGAGAACGCAAGAGGCAUCGAGAAUACGAGAAAGAACGAGAUAAAGAAGAAGACCGUAAAAUAGAACAAGGAAGAGAAGCAAAACGUCUGAAGGAGUUUUUAGAAGAUUACGAUGAUGAUAAAGAUGAUCCAAAAUAUUACAGAGGAAGUGCCUUCCAAAGACGACUUAGAGAUAGGGAAAAGGAGAUUGAUGAUGAUAUCAGAGACAGGAAGAAAGAAAAAGAAGAGUUGGAAGAUAUAAGAAGGAGAUUAAUGGAAGAAGGCCAUCCUGAUCCCGAAGCGGAAAUACAGAAACUUGAGAGGGAAACUGAAAGUCACAAACAACCACAGAUCAUCAAGAUAGAAGAACCUGAACCAGAAAUAAUACCAGAUGUAAAACACAAAUUAGAACCUACAUUAAAACCAGCAUAUGCACCACUUCAAGCUGCACCAGAGCCAACCAUGUUACCUGUAACGCAUACUCCAGAGUCAGGCAUGACUGAAAAUGACGACAGUGAAGGUUCUUUCUUGAUAGAAGCUGCAGAACAGAAACCAAGACUUGGCUUUUCAGGCUUAAAACUUGCUGCAGCAAAUAGUCCUCAACAGGCUGGCAGUAAAAAGAAGUUGAUGCUAAGUGAAGUGUUCAAUGCAAAUGAAGAGGAAGGAGCAGAUGGGAAAUCCAAGAAACGUAAACUUAUACCACUUGAUUACACAGAAGAAGAAAUGAAAGCAGUUAGGUCAUCACAGUCUGUUAUUACUGCUGCUGAAGAAAAAAGGAAACAUAUUAAGAAUCUUAUUGAAAGAAUACCAACUGCUAAAGAAGAAUUAUUUAAUUAUUCAUUGAAUUGGACGAUGGUAGAUGAGAGCCUGAUGGAAAGGCGAGUGAAGCCGUGGGUGAAUAAGAAAAUUGUUGAAUACAUUGGUGAAGAAGAGGCCACAUUAGUAGAUUUUAUUUGUCAAAAAGUUAUGGAUAGAAGUACUCCUCAAAGUAUUUUAAAUGAUGUCACUAUGGUACUUGAUGAAGAAGCUGAAGUCUUUGUUGUAAAGAUGUGGCGACUACUCAUUUAUGAAACUGAAGCAAAGAAAAUAGGUCUAGUAAAGUAGAUAACCAAUUUAUUGACCACAAUGUGGUUAUUUUAACACCUAAGUAGUCUAUUUCAUUGUAUAAAUCAAGGUCUCAAAUUCGGUGUUUUCAGUGCCCUUACUCAUCAAAAUUUUGGAGCUGACUGAACUCUUUGCAAUGUAAAUAAACAAAAAAGUUCCUUAUGAAUUUUAGUUUUUUCCAGCUCUAAUGAUUUCUUCAUGCCACUUAGACCAAUAAUUGAUGUUAAAUAUGUUUUCAAAUUCUUUCUCAGGGUGCCAGAAACUACCCUAUUAGUUUUAGGUGACUCGGAUUCAUUUGAAUUUGGUGCAAUAUAUUGUGUUUCACCAAUACUACCGUAACUCAUCAAAAAUGUAUAGGCCUUAUUCAAAUGGGUAUGGUUAUUUUCUGUAGAAUCUAAAUAACUGUAAAGAAGUCCUAUCUGAGACUGUUGCCAACAUGUCAUAGACCUUAUAUGCUGCAAGUAGUUUAUUAAACGAAUCUUGUAUUUUCUUAUUUUAAACUUUGGUUUGAACUGCCACAAUGUAUAUGUAUUAGUUCAGAUAUGGAUUAAAACAUUCCUAUUUGUAAAUAA
Saccoglossus kowalevskii is the source of this 3020-nucleotide messenger RNA. Its product is annotated as RNA-binding protein 25-like. NCBI's taxonomy places the organism in Eukaryota, Metazoa, Hemichordata, Enteropneusta, Harrimaniidae. Gene Ontology annotation, biological process: regulation of alternative mRNA splicing, via spliceosome. Gene Ontology annotation, molecular function: mRNA binding. The record is from RefSeq and is a predicted model, not a curated record. Gene Ontology annotation, cellular component: spliceosomal complex.